AAAAAGUAUACAUAGUUGAAACGUGACCUUUGUCGCGUAUGGCUACACAUUCAGUGAUUUUUCAAAGCUGCGCCGUUUGUCCUUCAUUGGUAAAGAUGGUGGAUGUUUUUUAUUUGUGAUUCUCGUGACGAGGAGAGUCGCUGCUCGCAUGCCGGCGAGUCAGUGUGAAAAAGGCGGGAAAUGGUCGAACCGACGGAUGAUUACACUUGCCACGCGCUUCUGAACGUUAUGGAAUUCCAUCCUUUUCGACACGGCAUGAAUGAAAUUGUGAUACUGAAGAAGUGUGAAUGUGGUGAUGUAUGGCAAAAUGGCGGGAAACUCAAACAAAACUCUACAAAUCCCGGGCAGUUCAACGGUCCUUGAUAAUCUUAUCACUCGCGAUCAAUCAGCAGAAGAAAAAUCAACACCAACUAAAAACAGACGUGGUGGUACGAAAAGACUUUCAACAUUUGAGAGAGCAGCGCAAGAAAGUAAAGAAAUUACGAAGAAUUUAAAUCCACCAACUGGAGAAAUGGAAGGUAGAAGACGUACUCGCAGCUCAGCUCGUGGUUUGACAUCAUCAUUACCAAUACCAUCACCACCAAAGAAAGAAAAAAGAGAGCCAGCAACUCCAAGAGGUACUGGACGUGGACGUGGACGUCCCAAAAGACAAGAGAAAAAUAAUGAGAAUAAUACGGACGAAGAGGCUGCAAAUAAUAAAAGUGAAAAACAUUCUGAGGAAGAAUCUUCAAAAAUGGAAGUUGAGGAAAGUAAAGAAAGUAAAGACACAGAAGCAAUGGAAAGUGAAGACAAAACUACAGAGGAGGUAGAGAGUAAAGAUACCACUGAUAAAUUGCCUGAUACAAAUUCCAAGGAAGACAAAGGAACGGAAGAAUCAGAGAAUUCUGCUGAAGAGUCUAAAAGCAUUGGUGUCAGUGAAGAAAAGAAAGAUGAGGACAUUAAGGACAGUUCAGACUCGAGUCAAGAUGCGACAGAUUCUACGGCAGAAGCACCACCAUCUUCAUCAGAAUCCCAAAAUCCCUCUAACAUCACUCCUUCUGAUGAAAAUAAGGAAUAACCUUCUUCCGCCUAUUUUACCACUCUCUCAUGUACCAAGGCGGCGCACACAUUGGGGUAUACAAAUCCAGGCCCCAGGUCUAUUCUAACUAAUUGACACCUUGUUGUCAAUCGUUAUUCUAAUCAGCGCAUCUUGUUAUCAGUUAAUACAAUGAUUUGACACUCAGACAUAUUUGUUUGAAUUAUUCGUAACAGUAAAGAAUACUUUAUUUAUAUGUACUUCUCGAUACAUAUAGCUUUUUUAAUUGGAUUUUAUUUGUUAUAGAUGAAAACACCUUUGCGUUGAUUAGACAGUGAUUGCAAUUAAAGGUGUGGAGCAUAUGUUGUUCAUGUACAAUGAUAAUAUUAUUGUAAAAUAUAUUUAAUAUGGACUUAUAUAGAGAGAAGUUGAUUUCAAAUCAGAACUGAAGUAGAAGUAUUAAACACGGCCUUCUAUUCAGAUCUGAUAUGAAAAUAACUGAAAUUAAUUCGUACAUAGCAAAUUACUGUAAUAUCUUACUUAUAUAAAUGAUGACUGAAUGAUACGGAAUAUAUGAGAAUUAUGGUGAAUUGAUUUCUCUUUUGCAUGGAAUGCAGAAAUAAACUUUCUGAGAAACGUGUGGGAACGUAAUCUAUUAUGUGUCCUUCCUUUUGUAAUGUUACUAAUGUUAACCAAUCUUUUAUUCACUUCUAUUCUUUUUAUGUGACUAACGCUUCUAUAAAACAUGUAUUUUAUUAUAGUAUUAUAAUAUUUGUUUUUGAACGAAAUAUAAAUUUAUAAUUUAAAAAAUUUCUCUAGUUUCAAAUUUAAUUUUUGCUAAAUUGUACAAUAAGCGUCAUGUUUAUAAAAGAUCUAACAACAGGCUUAUAUUUUAUUUCUACUGGUCCAUUAUUAAAUAUGUUAAUAUUAUUGUGUGUGUAUUUGAACGGUUGUGAAUGUACAGAUAGAUUAUAUGAUUAAUACAAUAUAUUUAGAAAAUCCACACUUGAUGAGACACCAAUAACAUGAAUUUAAAGAAACACUGUAAAGUAUAAUCAUGUGCAAUGGGAUGAAUAUUUAAGUUUAAAGGCAUAUAGAUCGUACAGUGGAGUCUUACAAUUAGAAUUUAAUAUUGUUAUUUUAUAUUGCAGGACUCUCAGAUCUCUGUAAGUUUGUCUAUUACUUUGCAACAAUAUUGUAGUGGUUGUAAAAAGAAUUUAUUUAAAUUGUGUACCUUUAAGUACUGUGGAUAAACUUUGUCAUUCCAUGUUUCCUUGUC
Vespa velutina is the source of this 2294-nucleotide messenger RNA. Its product is annotated as myoneurin-like. The record is from RefSeq and is a predicted model, not a curated record. NCBI's taxonomy places the organism in Eukaryota, Metazoa, Arthropoda, Insecta, Hymenoptera, Vespidae. The transcript has 4 exons. The coding region runs from base 296 to 1057 and encodes 253 amino acids.